Molecule: messenger RNA, 1962 nt
Organism: Scheffersomyces coipomensis
Lineage: Eukaryota; Fungi; Ascomycota; Pichiomycetes; Serinales; Debaryomycetaceae
Gene: VTC3
Product: vacuolar transporter chaperone
Exons: 1
Coding region: 202-1716 (504 amino acids)
Cellular component (GO): vacuolar transporter chaperone complex; fungal-type vacuole membrane
Source: RefSeq, a predicted model, not a curated record
GAUGAUGAUGAUGAUGAUGAUGAUCUUGAUGAAAAUGAUCAAUCAAAUCCUUUUAAUAAUAUUUCAAAUCAAACUAUUAAUUGUAUUUAUUUUGAUAAUGAAAAUUUUGAAUUAUAUAAUAAUAAAUUAACUAAAAUUAAUAAUUCAUCAACUUUAAGAAUUAAAUGGAUUGGAAAAUUAUUAGAUAAACCAAAAAUUAUUAUGGAAAAGAAACAAUUUGAUGCUAAUUCAAAUUUUAAUAUUGAUGAUAAAUUAAUUGUUAAACAAAAAUAUUUAAAUCAAUUUAUAAUUCAACAAGAAAUUCCAUCAAAAUUAAAAAAAUUAAAUGAUGAAACUAAUCUUAAUCAUACUUUAAAUUUUAUUAAAGAUUAUCAUUUACAACCAAUCUUAAGAACAACUUAUAAUAGAACUGCUUUCCAAAUCCCAGGUGAUGAUAAAAUUAGAAUUAUUAUUGAUUCAAAUUUAACUUUUAUUAGAGAAGAUUCUUUUGAUCCUCAAUUACCUAUUAGAGAUCCAUCAAAUUGGCAUAGAUUAGAUAUUGAUUCAAAUCCAACUAAGACUCAACAAUUUUUAAGAAAAGGAGAAUUUUCAAAAUUCCCUUAUUCAACUAUGGAAAUUAAAAUUAAAAAAUCAGCAGCUAAAAAUUUUAAAAAAUUAAAUUGGAUUAAUGAAUUAAUUAAUUCAUCUUAUUUAAUUAAAGAAAUUCCAAAUUUUUCAAAAUUUAUUCAUGGAGUUGCUUCAUUAUUUUUAGAAGAUGAUAAAUUAGAUAAUAUUCCACUUUGGUUUAAUGAAUUAGAAAAUGAUAUUUCAAAUAAUUCAUUAUUAACCAUUAAACCAAAAAUUCAAGUUCAACCAGUUACUCCUCAACAAAAUCAAUUAUUAGAUGUAGAAGAUUUAACUAAUGAAGAUAAUUUAUCUAAAUUUAAAGAAAUGAUUCUUAAAAAUAAUAAAUCUAAUUUUCAACCUAGAUCUGCUUCAUUUUCAGGUUCUUUAUUAUUAAAUUAUGGUAAUACUAUUGAUCAAGAUUCUAUCGAUACUGGUAAUCAACAAAUCCAAUCUAUUCCUGAAGAAGAUUUACCGGCUGGAACCACUACUGCUACUGAUGAUCAAUCUAGUGAUUUUGAUGAUGAUGAUGAUGAAGAUGAUGAAAUUUCUCGUCUUGGUAAAAGAAAUCCAAUCUCAAGAUUCUUUAAUUUACCAAAUCAAUUUUCAAAAUUAAUUGAUGUUGAUAGUGAAGAAGAAGAAGUUGAAUUACCAAUUGGAGUUACUAAACCUGAUUCUUGGAUUAAAAAUGCUGGACCUUUGAAAAUUGAACCAAAAGUUUGGUUAGCUAAUGAAAGAACGUUUAAUAGAUGGUUACAUGUUACAACUUUAUUAUCAUCAUUAACAUUUAUUAUUUAUAAUUCAUCAUUAAAUUCAAAUUUCGAAGGUUUAUCUAACUUUUUAGCUUACUUUUAUUUCAUCUUAACUUUAUUCUCUGGUGUUUGGGGUUAUUAUAUCUUUAUGAGAAGAAGAACCAUCAUUACUGAAAGAUCAGAUACUCAUUUAGAUAAUUCUGUUGGUCCAUUGAUUGUCGCUUUUGGUUUAACUGUUGCUCUUGUGGUUAAUUUCGUAUUUGGUUGGAGAAGUUUAGAUUUGAAAUUCGAUGAUGAAUUCUAUACUACCAAUAGUUUCCAUAAAGGGGUUCAUGAAUAUGUUGUUAACUUAGUCAACUAAGACCUUUCCCUUAAUCUUCGUCAUGUUGUUAUUUUCCUAUAUUUUUGUUUCUACUUAUUUUUUUUAUAUUAUAUUAUUUAUCCCUACUUUUAUAAAAGUAUUAAAAUUCCAAAAAAUAAUUCAUACUUACUUUUUAAUAAUAAGACUUAUACAUCUGUCUGUCUCCGCCCUUUUUAUAUACGUCAAUCCUAUCUAUAUAUAUACGUUUAUAUACAUAUCAUUUCAGUUUUGUUUUACAAUUUUAAU